Myxocyprinus asiaticus (Chinese sucker) is the source of this 3421-nucleotide messenger RNA. Its product is annotated as serine-rich adhesin for platelets-like. Gene Ontology annotation, molecular function: RNA binding. Bases 7 to 3015 code for a protein of 1002 amino acids. Gene Ontology annotation, cellular component: nucleolus. Lineage: Eukaryota; Metazoa; Chordata; Actinopteri; Cypriniformes; Catostomidae. The transcript has 7 exons. The record is from RefSeq and is a predicted model, not a curated record. Gene Ontology annotation, biological process: RNA processing.
GACAAGAUGGUGGCCACCAGGAGAGGUACACGCGUGGGCUCCCCAACGAAAAAUACUAGCGAUGAAGCUUCUGGAGUCACGGAGCCCACUCCUUCAACCAGAAGAACACGACGAAGAACUAUAAUAAAGGAGACACAGUCGCAGUCGGAACUCACUAGUGACUCUCAGCCAGAUAAGCCAAAAGAUGAUAGUGCUGCCCCUUCCUUACGAGCAAGUCCACGUAAGAGAGAAACUAGAAGAUCCAGGCGUCUUCCUGCAAAUAAAAAACAGCCUGACUCUACCCAUGAAGCUGAUGUCUCGGAAUCAGAAUCCUGUUGCUCUGCAGUUUCAGAUGUGCAUGCGACACCUAGAACUCGUAGAAGAACUGCGGUGCGGGAGAAACCUAAAGGCACAACACAGGAUGAAGCAUCUGAUGCUGAAUCCUGCUUAUCUUCAGUUUCUGCGACCCGUUCACCCAGAGCCCGACGUAGCCUGAAGAAACGAGCUCAGACUGCAGCAGCCUCUAAUGCUGCAAAGGGUGAUGAUGCCAGGGAUCUGUCAGGGGCAGAGUCUUGUAGCUCUGUUGUGUCUUUCACUAAAGUUCUGGACACUCGUAGAAUAACCAGGAGCCACAGAAAAACUGUGGUUGCCACCACAGAAGCAGACCUGUCAGAACAAGAGUCGUGCUCGUCUAGUGUUUCCGCCCUUCGGGGCUCAGUGGUUCGCAGGUCCACACGAAACCAGAAGGUAAAACAAACUGAACCAAUCCCUUUGAACUUGGAAGAUACCACAGACACCCCUUCCUCUCCAAGGUCCAGCAGAUCAAGAGACCGUAGACGCAAGGCAAAGUCAGGAGUUGAAGACGUAUAUAGCUCUGAAGGAUGCAAAUCUGGUCCUAGCAGGAGUCCUUGGAGAUCCACCAGGCGUCAAGCCAAACUGAACACUUUGGUUGGCGAGUCCGAUUCAGAAUCGGUAGCUACUGAUGUAUGCACCUCUCAAGGUAGUCCAAGCUCUUUAAGAGGAUGGGGAACUCCUUCUAGUAGCCGAACUGGCUCUGCCAGUAGUAACCGGGCUGUUCCUGUAACCAGGACAAGAAGCAAAGCAAGAGAUACCUCUGAUUUGAGCAUUACCGUAACAAAAUUUGCUGCCAUGCCUGAGAAAAAACAAGAGGGCAAAGAGCAUGAGCCAAUACCUCCCCAUCCUGAAAGUCUUCCAGUACCAAAAGAUGAGAAAGUUGAGGACACAGUGGAACAGUUGGACAGCACCAUAACCAUGGACACCAGUAAAGCCCAGGAGAGCACCAUGAUUGAGGGCACAUUUGGAGAUCUCACUCUAUUUCUCGAGCAGGAUGAGCCAGUCGAAAGUAGUGCGGGUGCAGAAGUCGAAAUGCUGGAACCUCCGAGCAUGCAAGAGACUGAGUGUCAAGUUAGAGGCGUGACUGUGUUUGAAACUGCAGACCUGGUGGAGGACUGUGGGACAGAAACACAGGUGCAUCAAGAAGCCAUGGCUGAAGUGGAUUUUCAAGUAACUGAGGAUAGAGCAGACACUGGAGAUGUUGCCAUGGAAAAUGAGCCAGAGUUUGUGGAAGCAAACCAUGCUUUUGAAGAUCAGGCAUGUUCUGAGUCUGCCAAAACUGCCAACCUUGUGGAGGACUGUGGGACUGAAACACAGAAGCAUCAAGAUGAAACCGUGGCUGAAGUUGGCAUUACAGUAACUGAGGAUAAAGUAGAGACAGGAAAUUUUGCAGUGGAAGAAAAUGAGCCAGAGUUUGUAGAAGCAAACCAUGCUGUUGACGAUGAUGCAUGUUCUGAGCCUCCUAGGGAGCAUACAGUAGGUGCCACCUCAGAGGAUCCUGUACCAGCUAUGGAUGAGAACAUUAUGAUAGAUAUUGAGGAACUUGAAAUUGUUGACUGUAAGAAAGGCGUUGUAGUUAUCAAUGAUCCUAGUGACACCGUUAAGGCAACUGUGGACGAAGCUUCUAUAACAUUUACUGAUGUGGAAGGCCCCUCGUCAAGCUCGAUUACUCAAGCUGAUUUGCCUACUGCAGAAGAACCAUUUAGGAAAGCUCCUCCACAGAUAGGAAUGAUCAGUUUACUAGACAACAGCGAGGAUGAGGAGAGUGCUGAUGAAGGUCUAUCAGCAGAUGAAGAGGAGGAGGAUCAAUCACAGAAAGCUGAAAACAUGCAGAGUGUAGAAGAAUCAAUGUACUCUUAUGGAAAUCAGAUGUCAGUAGAAGCAGAGGCUCACAGUAAUGGAUUGUUUGUCAUAGACACUAGGCCCGGACUACGGCCUGAGGGAAAGUACUAUGUUGAUGCAAAGCAAACAGAGGAAGAGGAUGAGGAGGAUUUUGUUGACGAGGAAGGCGAUGAAGACGAAGACAAAGAUUCAAAAGUGCUUUUUUCAUCCAAAAAGCCACUGACACAAUUAUCCAGUUCCAUUGAUACAGGUCUGAAAAUGAAGGAACUUGGUGGUUUGUACAUCAGUUUUGAUGGCAGCAAGCCAAAGAGUCUUUCCAACAGUUUGAAAAUGCAGAAGAAGCAGAACAAUCAGGAUGAGUUGCUGAAGAAGAGUGUUAUUGUUCCGGAUUUGGAGAAGAAAGAUGCUGUACCACCUUACAAGGAAUCAAAGCAUGCUGCUAAACUCAAGCGCAAGUUGGAAAGAGAAAAGACCGCUGGUGAUGGCUGGUUCAACAUGAAAGCCCCUGAAUUAACAGAAGAGCUCAAAAAUGACCUGAAGGCAUUGAAGAUGCGCUCGGCCAUGGACCCCAAGCGCUUCUACAAGAAGAACGACAGAGAUGGAUUUCCUAAGUACUUUCAGGUUGGCACAGUGGUUGACAGCCCAGUGGACUUUUAUAAUUCCCGAAUCCCCAAGAAACAAAGGAAAAGGACCAUUGUGGAGGAGCUGCUUGCUGAUGCAGAGUUUAGAAGCUAUAACAAAAAGAAAUAUCAGGAGAUCAUGACAGAAAAAGCAGCACAUGCUGCUGGCAAGAUGCACAAAAAGAAGCAUAUUUUCCAUAAAAAGAAAAUGAAUAAAUAAUUUAGUAUGGUAAAUGACAUUUUCCUUCUGUUUGUGAUAUUUUUAAACAGGAAUUUCACUCUAGUAAAUAUAAGGCUUUUAGUUUAUAUAUGGCUUAUAUUUCUUUGCAACCAAUGUAAAUUCAGUGCUUGCGUAAUUCUAAAAUGUUAGUGGAUUAUUGAAAGUGAUGUUUUUUGGCAUGCAAAAGGAUUCUUCAAAACAUUAAUUUUUACAAAAUUUGUACAGAGAAAAACACUGAAUUUACGCUUUUCAAACGUUUUUCAUUGAAAAGAAAAAAGUAUCCUGUGGAAAAAGUGUGGAUGGAUAAUAAUUUGAUUGAGAAAACGAUUAAUUACAAACAGUCAUUAUGUCUGACGUGGCUUAUCUUUGUGGCUUUGUGGAUUAACAAUAAAUCAAGUCAAACAAA